This is a messenger RNA of Jatropha curcas, 1750 nucleotides long. It is a transcript of the gene TET10, whose product is annotated as tetraspanin10. The record is from RefSeq and is a predicted model, not a curated record. Gene Ontology annotation, cellular component: membrane. Lineage: Eukaryota; Viridiplantae; Streptophyta; Magnoliopsida; Malpighiales; Euphorbiaceae. Gene Ontology annotation, biological process: auxin-activated signaling pathway.
UUUUGAACUUUAAAAGUUCCCAUUUUGCUUGUAUUUUUUGUUGCUUCCAUGGCUUUUAAUGCAUUACUGCAGUUAAAAAGAAGGAACAAUAAAAUAAAAGUCGAUUAAGACAGAGAUGGGCAUCUGAUAUUUUCCGGUUAAGUUUUCGAACGCAGUGUUGUCCUAAAGAAGCUAACUUCUUGCUUACAUAUCAACAUACCAACAAAACAUCACAUGACAAUGAUUAGUAUUAUACAUUGACCAACAACAGCUUAAAAGAAGAAGAAAAUGAAUUGUGUUUAAGGAUUAGCUGCGGUUUCUGUUAGAAGGGUAUCGUGUCGUGUCCUGUGAUACAACCACUGGGAAACAAGAUCCAUGUGCAGCUGUAUUUUGUGGACCAAAAUACCCUCAAUUUUCUGGCAUUAUCCCCACACAACCGCACAGCCGGCCUGCUUGCCCUCCUAUUCCCCUUUCCGUUGCUUGUAGUGCAAGUGCCACUUCAAAGAGCUAGCUCACAAGGAACUACUGUCGUCUUUCUUUGUUUCUUGGAAAAUAUCUUUAAAAUUCUGUUAUUUUUCCCUUUCUCUGUUGCUUUCUUCCUUUAAGUGAAACCUCACAGAGAAAGCUAAAAUAGAAAAGGGAAAAUGGGUAUAGGCACCAGCAACUUUGUGAUCAGAUGGAUCAACUUACUCACCAUGAAUAUCUGCUCAAAAGUUUUGGUGCUUAGCUAAAUUUCAAUAUAAUAGAGGUAAAUUUGCUAUCUUUCUUGUAGCAUUUUAGGUUAAUGCUUACUUCGAUUCCUUAAUAUGUAGCUUUUAGCUAUAACUGUAAUAAUUUUUGGGGUAUGGAUGAGCACGCAUCAUGACAGUUGCAGAAGGUCUCUCACCCUCCCUGUGCUAGGCCUUGGGGCUUUCAUAUUUAUAAUAUCGAUAAUUGGUUUCUUGGGUGCAUUGAAGAACAACUCCGUACUGCUGUGGAUUUAUCUCAUUAUGCUGUGCAUAAUUUUGGUGGCAAUACUUGUUUUCACUGUAUUGGCGUUUAUUGUGACAAACAAUGGAUCUGGUCAUAACGUCCCUGGUUUGAGGUACAAGGAGUAUCAACUUCAGGAUUUUAGCUCAUGGUUUCUUAAACAGUUGAAUAAUACCAAAAACUGGAAGCGAUUGAAGAGUUGUCUUGUGAAGUCUGACGACUGUAAUAAUCUAUCCAAAAAGUAUAAGACUCUUAAACAGUACAAGUCAGCAAAACUAACCCCUAUUGAAGCCGGUUGCUGCCGACCACCAUCUGAAUGUGGUUAUCCUGCUGUUAAUGCUUCAUACUACGAUUUGAGCUUCCACCCAAUUAGCUCCAAUAAGGACUGCAAACUUUACAAAAAUUCUCGGACUACAAAAUGCUACAACUGUGAUUCCUGCAAGGCUGGAGUUGCAGAAUACAUGAAAACUGAGUGGAGAGUGGUUGCAAUAUUUAAUGUCAUUUUAUUUGUUGUGUUGUCAAUGAUUUACUUUGUGGGAUGCUGUGCAAGACGAAAUGCUGCUAGCAAUCGAUCUAAAGCCUGAAGAGAGAACCUUUUUAUUGACUAUUCUGAUUCAUUAGUUGAUGGUUUUAUCGGUGUUAAAAGAAUGGAGAGAAGAUGAAGUCUGUAUUAUGUUCUGCAAAGAAGUAAAAUUUGGGUCGAUGUCUUCUGUUUGUAAGCAGUGCCUUAGUUAAUGUAAAAACAUUUGUUCUUCUGAUACUAAGAAGGAAAUCAUGCAAUUAAUGUUCUUGUUCUUGCUUU